ACUCGCCCAUGAGCUUUCCCUUGUGUCAGUCACCAUGGCGGCAUACAGCAGAAAGCUGUGGCCUCAUCGUCACUUUUAAACCUAUCAUAAUGAUUUUUUAAAGGUUGCCUUUCUACAUGUAUAGGUUUAUUAUUAAAAAAAAUGGACAACCGGUUACUGUCAGGAUAGAUUUCUACUUUUUUCUUUGAAGGCGGAUACAUGAAAUUGUGGCAAACGCAAAAAUGCUGAAGAUCAAUGGAUUGGCUUUUAGUGUCGGUUUAGAUAAAGGAACCGUUUUACCAUAAUACAAAUUGUACAGCAACAGAUCUACUGUGUUAGAUUCUGGAUUCCUCGAGCCGCGCCUCGAUAGCAAGUUUGUUUGGACCGGUGGCAGCCUUCUGGUAUCGGUUUGGGGACAGAAUAAACCCCGAGGCUCACAUUGUGGCCUGGCCGUGGGGACUAAUUAUCAAUUUUUAGCACACUGGAGUUCUCUUAGUGGAUAACAAAGUGGUUACAAAGAUUGUGGCACAGACCGCGAACAUUAGAAAAUUGUCAAGAUAAGCAAAUUAAUUGUUUUUAACGCGUCUUCAAAACAAUGGCGUCUUAUGUGGAUAACAGUUUUCGUCAAGCUGUGAUGAUGAAUCCGGCGGAAAGAACGCAACAGGACCUGGAAAUAGUCUACUCCUAUCUGCAUGGGAUGGAGGCCCUGUCGAACCUCAGAGAACACCAGCUGAGGAUAAUGUGUGAGACAGUGCGUUAUGAAAGACACGAAGCCAAUGAAGUGCUCUAUUACCCGGAUGACGUCGGAAGCUGCUGGUAUAUCCUACUGUCCGGGUCCGUCUUCAUCAAGGAGUCCAUGUUCCUGCCAAGAAGCAGUUUUGGAAAGCGUUCUGCAGGGAGCCUGAGACGUGGAUGUGAGUGCAUCGUUCUGGAACCUUCGGAGAUGAUUGUGGUGGACUAUAUGGAGGAAAAUGAGGAGUACUUCCAGAGGCAAGCAUCACAUCGACAGUCCCGCCGCAGGUUCCGCAAGAUCAACCAGAAAGGCGAGCGGCAGACUAUCAUCGACACGGUGGACCCGUACCCCACCGGCAAGCCGCCCAUAGUCAGGGGAUAUCACACGCUCCCCGCAGACUUCAGCCGACUCCACCUGGCCGACGGCUUGCACCCACAGGUGACCCACGUGUCUUCCAGCCACUCAGGAUGUAGUAUCACCAGCGACUCUGGAAGCAGCAGCCUGUCAGACAUAUAUCAGGCCACGGAAAACGAGCCAGGCGACAUGGACCUCAGCGGCCUGCCUGAGACCGCCGUCGACUCAGAGGAGGACGAUGACGAGGAGGACAUCGAGCGAGCGUCGGACCCCCUCAUGAGCCGUGACAUCGUGCGGGACUGCCUGGAGAAGGACCCAAUGGACCGCACCGAUGACGACAUAGAGCAAUUACUGGAGUUCAUGCAUCAGCUGCCAGCGUUUGCCAACAUGACCAUGUCUGUGAGGAGGGAGCUGUGUGCCGUCAUGGUGUUUGCCGUGGUCGAGCGGGCCGGCACCAUCGUACUCAAUGACGGGGAAGAGCUGGACUCGUGGUCAGUGAUCCUGAAUGGCUCAGUGGAGGUGACGUACCCUGAGGGCAGGCCUGAGAUCCUGUGUAUGGGCAACAGCUUCGGGGUCUCCCCCACCAUAGAGAAGGAGUACAUGAAGGGAGUGAUGAAGACUAAGAUGGACGACUGUCAGUUUGUGUGCAUAGCGCAGCAGGACUACUGCUGCAUCCUCAACCAGGUGGAGAAGAACAUGCAGAAGGUGGAGGAGGAGGGCGAGAUCGUCAUGGUCAAGGAGCACCGUGAGCUGGACCGCACCGGCACCCGGAAGGGACACAUCGUCAUCAAGGGCACGAAGGAGCGUCUGACUAUGCACCUGGUAGAGGAGCACUCUGUGGUGGACCCCACCUACAUCGAGGAUUUCCUGUUGACCUACAGGACUUUCCUCUCCAGCCCCAUGGUCGUGGGCAACAAGCUCCUCGAGUGGUUCCACGACCCAAGCCUCAGGGACAAGGUUACACGGGUAGUCUUGUUGUGGGUGAACAAUCACUUCAAUGACUUUGAAGGCGACCCUGCAAUGACUCACUUUCUUGAAGAGUUUGAGAACAAUCUGGAGAGAGAGGUCCGUGUCUCAAAAAUGUACGGCCACCUUAGACUGUUAAACAUUGCCUGCGCUGCUAAAGCCAAACUGCGACUAGUGACACUGACCAAGCCGUCCAGGGAGGCCCCGCUAGCCUUCACCCUGCUGGGGGGCUCCGAGAAGGGCUUCCGCAUCUUCAUCGACAGCGUGGAGCCCGGUAGCAAGGCCGCGGAGGCCGGCCUUAAACGAGGAGACCAGAUUCUGGAGGUGAAUGGGCAGAACUUUGAGAAUGUCCAGCUCACGAAAGCCAAUGAGAUCCUGAGGAAUAACACCCACUUGUCAAUUUCUGUGAAAACUAAUCUUUUAGUGUUCAAGGAGCUCCUAGCCCGACCAGAGCACCACCACGAGGCAGAGGGUGAGGAGCCGCCAGAGGUGGACCGCAAGAAUGGCGCCCCGGCACACCUGCCCAAGAUCGGGGAUAUCAAGAAGGGCUCGCGCUACUCCAUCCCUGACCUGGCGGUGGAUGUUGAGCAGGUGAUGGGCCUGGAGAAGGCCAGCAAGAAGGCCAAAGCCAACACGGUGGGGGGAAGAAACAAGCUCAAGAAGAUCUUUGACAAGACGCUCACCAGCAUCCUGCCCCCAAAACCAUACAACGACGUGGGUGUGGGCCAGUCGCAGGACGACAGCAUCGUGGGCCUGAAGCAGUCCAAACAGAUUCCGGCCGCGCUGCCAGUCAGCGGCAGCCUGUCGUCCAGCAACCCUGACCUGCUGCAGUCCCACCACCGCAUCCUGGACUUCAACAACCAGCCUGCCCCAGUCGUGACAAACAUGUCAGACCAGGUGCUGCGGGUGUUCAAGGCAGACCAGCAAAGUCGAUACAUCAUGAUCGGUAAGGACACCACGGCCAAAGAGGUGGUGGCACAGGCCAUCCGGGAGUUCGCCCUGACCGCAGCGCCCGACGCCUAUUCCCUGUGUGAGGUGUCCAUCACGCCGGAAGGCGUCAUCAAGCAACGCCGGCUACCGGAGCAACUGUCCAAGCUGGCAGACAGGAUACAGCUCAGUGGCAGAUACUACCUGAAGAGCAACAUGGAGACAGAGACCCUCUGUUCAGACGAGGACGCCCAGGACCUCCUUCGUGAAGGCCAGAUCUCCCUCCUCCAGCUGUCCACCAUGGAAGUAGCCACGCAGCUCUCCAUGCGCGCCUUCGAACUCUUCUGCGCCAUCGAGCCCACCGAGUACAUCGACGACCUGUUCAAGCUCAAGUCCAAGACGGGCUCGUUUUGCCUCAAGCGCUUCGAGGAGAUCAUCAACCAAGAGACCUUCUGGGUGGCGUCGGAGGUGACCCGGGAGCCCAACCAGCUCAAGCGCAUGAAGACGGUCAAGCAUUUCAUCAAGAUAGCUCUCCAUUGUAGAGAGUGCAAGAACUUCAACUCCAUGUUCUCCAUCAUUAGUGGUCUGAACCUGGCCCCAGUAUCUAGACUCCGGGGCACGUGGGAGAAGCUGCCCAGUAAGUACGAGAAGCUGUUUGGGGACCUGCAAGACCUGUUUGAUCCAUCCAGGAACAUGGCCAAGUAUCGCAACGUGCUCAACAACCAGAACCUCCAGCCACCCAUCAUCCCCCUGUUCCCCGUCAUCAAGAAGGACCUCACCUUCCUGCACGAAGGGAACGACUCUAAAGUGGAUGGCCUGGUGAACUUUGAGAAGCUGCGGAUGAUCGCCAAAGAGAUCCGCCACGUGGGCCGCAUGGCCUCCGUCAACAUGGACCCAGCGCUCAUGUUCAGAACCAGGAAGAAGAAAUGGAGGAGUUUAGGUUCUCUUAGCCAGGGCAGUGCCAAUGCGGCGGUGCUAGACGUCACCCAGACAGGCGGGCACAAGAAGCGGGUGAGGCGCAGCUCCUUCCUGAACGCCAAGAAGCUGUAUGAGGAUGCCCAGAUGGCCCGCAGGGUCAAGCAGUUCCUGUCCAACCUCAGCCUGGAGACCAACGAAGAGGCGCUGCAGACCCUCUCGCUGCAGUGUGAGCCCUCCAUCAACACACUGCCCAAGAAUGCUGGUGGCAGUAAGAGGCCAGACACGUCUCCGGUGGUGUCCAGGGCUGCCAGCCAGCAGAGGGGCCAGCUGCAGAAGGGCAACCAGGCCCUCCAGGUGCCUGCUGUGGCCCUCUACCCCUCACGCAAGAAAGUACCCGUCAAGGACCUGCCACCAUUCGGCACGAGUUCCCCUCAGUCGUUGAAGAAGAUCCUGUCACUGUCAGAGGAGGCCAGCAAGCGUCAGACUGAGGACACUGUAUCCAACACCUGCUCGCAGCUCUCCUCCCCGCCCACCUCACCACAGAGCUCACCUAAGAAGGGGCUCGGGACACUGAAGGGCCAAAGUGUCCGGAAGGUUACCUUUACCAGUAAACAGACAGCCACAGGCUACCCCAGAACAGGAGAUGCCUACUCAGACUCCGGUCACAGUGAGAUCUCAUCGCGCUCCAGCCUGGUCAGCAACUCCUCCUUUGACAUGGCCCAGGAGGAGAGGAGGGGGCUCAGACACUCCGGAGGGGUGGGAGACCCCCACGCUGGAGGGGUGCGUCUGGAGAGGAGGGCUACGACAGACCCGGAUCAGUACAGCCUCGGUUCCUACUCGUCCAUGCAGGACUGCCGGGGUCUGUAUACCUGUGCCACGGUGCUAUCUCCCAGCUCCGAAGAGCUGACCCAGGACCAAGGGGACCGUGUCUCCCUGGAUGCUGCAGACAGUGGCCGCGGCUCCUGGACCUCGUGCUCCUCGGGCUCCCACGACAACAUCCAGACCAUGCAGCAGGGACGCAGCUGGGAGACCCUGGCCUUCGGGCCGGGUGGUGUGGUCAGCGUGGGUGUCCAUCCUCCCGGGGGGCCUGAAACAUUUAUAGGGGUCCCCUCUGGACUGUGGGCGUCUCACGCUAGAGGGAGCUGGGCAUCGGCCUCUUCAUCUUCCUCUGCAGCGUACUGGGGCGAGGACUCGGAGGGUGACACGGGCACGAUUAAACGUCGAGGCGGGAAAGACGUGAACGCUGACCCAGAGACAAGUAGUAUCACAUCCAUGGGGUCUGACGAGGCCAAGCAGCACGGGAGGCCAUCGCCCAUCACCGCUGGCAACAAGGGUCUUAUCACACGAAAGGAGAGCCGGUACCGCGAGCCCCCUCCCACCCCGCCGGGCUACACCGCCCUGACAAUCUCUGACUUCAGUGAGGGCCAGACACAGUCGCCACCCCCGUCCACGGCCCCGUCCCACUCUGGCCGCCGCCCACCUGACUACUCCACAGCCCUGCAGCGCUCGCGCAUGGUCACCCAGUCGCCCGACUCCCAGCAUCACCACCAGGCCAAACAACACCCAGGUUCCGGAACCACAAAGCGCCAUGGGCUCCACCGCACCCGCUCGCCAGACGAGGAUGAAGAGCCGGAGGAGGAAGAGGGUGAGUCCUUGUCUCCCAAACUAGUCGCUCUGAGGAAGACAGUGGCACACACAACACCAGAGACAACCAGGCCCUGAGAUGAGUGUACGGGUUAAAGGGCAGCCCCCCCCAGGCUGAGAGGAUGAACAGGUAUCAGCAGUCUGAGAGAGAACAGUCUUCUGCUGGAUGACUUGAAGUCGCUUCCAUGGUGCCGGAAAAAAAGACACUGAUGGACGGACAAAGCAAUCCAGUAUGUGCCUGCCUCCUCCGUCGUACUCUCCCUCCUGAUUGGUAGACUCCUCUGCUCAUCUCUCCCUCCCCUGCCUUAAAGCAUUAUCAGGGGUUGAAUAACCCUGCUUGAAAAAAUACUGUGAAGAAGUAGAAGAAGGAGAGACAGAAAAAGAAAAGUACAAUGCCUGGCACUUUGGAGAAAAGAAAAACAAGUCAAACUGUUUUGCUGUAAAAACAUACGGCGACGCGUGACAACCAAUGCUCACACAAACACACAGCUGUCCUGGAACAGCUUUCCAAGACUCUUAUCCCAACCCCACCUCACUCACACCUCACAGCAUCAUACCUCACACCUCACAGCAUCAUGACGUGUUGAGCUUUGUCUGCACUUUUUCUUUUUCUACUUUAUAAAACGUGAACAAAACGGACAAUGGUGAUUUAAUAAAAGAACAUUGAUCGAUUUUGAACUCUUAUGGAUUUUCAAAUUCCUGCUAGGUUUUUGGGGGUCUUCUUUCCAGAACUAUUGCACUCUGGGGGUAAAAGAGACUACACCCAAGUCUCAUAUCUAUGGACUCGGAAUAACAAAUCUGUCAAAAGGCUGUUUUAUUCCAUAAUUACAGUAUUAUCUGGUCAUUCACAUAUUAGACAUGACCUAGUGGUGGCUCCACCCCACUGCUAACUGGACAGUCACAAUGAGAGAAAUCAUCUAAUGUACUGACACUGGCAGUUUGGCUCCAGCACUUUUCAGUAAAACCUUUAGUACAACCCUCCAUUCCCAACCCUGGCCUGGAUAUCGGUCUCUUUUCCCAAUACGACCAGCGACCAGUUCUGGGUCAUAAACAGGGUCAUAAACAGUAAUGGACAGGUUUAACGGUGGGGACGUAGCAGUGGCCCUACCUGUCCACCCGGUCCCAUCUGGCUGGACCUAGCUGGUCGGCCAGUCCCAUCUCCGAUUGUAAAACCUCUUCUAUUUGUAGUCAUAGAUAUGGCUGCCUAUAGUUGUUUAGCUAGCUAGUCUGGCUACCUACCUAGCUACCUAAAUUGGCAAACAGAAAACAAAUAUCCCCCCCACUGUAACACAGUAGUAUGUUAGUCAGCAGUACGUGUUUCAGUAGAUUAACUAAAGUUCGCUAGCUAGCUAGGUGGCUUGCAGGAAAUAUAACAUACUUAGCUAGCCACCGUGUUUGUCAUCUGCCCUCUUGGUGCUGGCAUCGGCUGUAGCUGAGCUUCUAGCUAAAUCAAAAUCUUUGUUUUGAAUCCUCUUCUAUAUUCCGGUUGAAACGUAUGGGUGAAUGUCAUCAUGUAGGUAACAAAAAUGCUCCAUCUUUGAAUUCGUGUUGAUGAGAGGAAUCACUUGAAGCCAUUGUGGUCUGGUCAAUUUUUUCAAUUUUGCCCAAAGGAUUGUGGUGUUAGUGUCUGCCUCCCUUUCAAAAAAGCCUGCCUUGGUCGAGGGACGGUGCCAGAGCAGGAAGCACUGCCCACACACGUUUUAGUCUUUCAGAGAUUGGACAAAAUGUCAGCUUGUAUAUUUAGCAAUGAAUCCACUGAUAGGAACAUCCAGGUUUUAAACUGGAAGGUCACCUGGUGACUUAUAUUCAUUCUAUAUUUAGACAGUAUUGUUUUGGACAACUACAUGAGAUUUAUAUUGGCUUAGUCUUGUCCCUAAUGGUUAUGCUGAAAGAUAAGUACAGAGGUGAUUUAUACCUUAUUUUAAAAUGAACCAAUUUGGGGACGUGUUUGAGUUAUGCACCCCAAAGGCUCGAAUCCUAUAGAGGCGAAUGGAGUCUCGGAUCUUUCAGUGGUGCUGCAAUCUGCUGUUGCUACGUCCAUUUUUCGACUUAUAAAUUAAUGAUAUCCAUUGAUUCUUGAAGAAUAUAACUUAUAAAUGCCUCAUGAGCUUAGUUCAACUUUCAAACCCCAUCAUACCCCAAAAUAGAAUCUUGUUUUACUUCAAUGUUUGUAAAUGUAAACAGACAUUGUAUAGCCUCAAAAACAUGCUUACAACUAAUUUUGAUAUCUUGAUUGGUCAGUCCUUGCAUACAUAUCUUCGUCUAUUAAUUUUAGUGGUUACAUUUCUCCAGGCCAACCCCUCAGCUUUUUAGCAAAACAGAGGCGGUGUGAAUGCUUUAUUGUUUCAACUAAGGAUUGCCCUUUUAAGACUGAACUAGAAUACACGAGAAUGAACUAAAAUCAACCUUCUCUCCAACCUUGCUGUUGGAGACAUCCCUUCCUCUUCAUUGCAAAGCCACUUGGAGAAGUCUUCCACUGUUACAGGCAUCAAAAUCAGUGGAUGUGUAUAUGAGUAGGCAAUGCUAGCGUAGACCAACCUGUUAUCCACUGUCUCGCAACGUCAUUGGAAUUGACUGAAGGUUAUUGAAUAUGUUUGUUUUUUUGACUCCAGUGGGGAAGUUACCUAGAUUAAAUAAUUAACUUUGAAGGCUGCUAAUCAGAAUUAUUAGUAAUCAAAUUGUGAAAGUGUCACUUAUUUUAUCACUGAGUUGUGCUGAUCACAUUGAUCAGUAGUUAGAAACUAUAGACUGAGAAGUAGAAAUAAACGAGUGCAGUGUUUUUCACUGUGGUUUGUCAUUACACUAUAAUCAUUUGUCAUGUUUUUUGUUCAUGAUAAAUGUUUUCUAUGGCUGCCAAUAGAUUGUCUAAUGCGUUUGUAAUUCAGUGGUAACAUGCAUCAUCAUCAUUCACUUUCCUUCAACUCUUUAGCAGGCCAAGUCCUAUUUCGAAAAACAACAUUGCACAACAAUGUACAAGCAUAAAGAUAAUUGUAGUAGGUAGAACUGCUACUUGGUUUGAUGUGAUGUCAAGUGAGAAGUGUAUAUUUAACUGGUGAUGAUUUCUCAUACUUUCUUGUACUACUUUGACCUGUAUGUCUUUUAAAAAGACAAUUGGUGGAGUAAGUAUCGGUAGUUUUUUUGUAUUUUUAAUACAAUAAUUGUAAAUAUUGGUUAUAUUUUUGUUGAAAUGUACUAUGUUUAUGCCUCAACAUCCAGUUUGUAUGAAGCUGGGAAAUCAAUAAAUACUACAAAAGUUAUCAAUUCAUAGGUUUAAAUGCACUUAUUUUUUUCCUGCAUUUGGAGGUUUCGUCUCUUGAAUAUUGUUCCUUUCCAAGACCUCUCCUAUGCACCAUCUAGUGUUUGCACAAGAUAAGACAUGGAAGUAACUUGAACUGUGUAACCCUCAUACUUUUCUAACUGACAACAGUGUACAUCAGAAUUAAUAAAAAUAUAAGUCUCCA
This is a messenger RNA of Salvelinus fontinalis (brook trout), 8982 nucleotides long. Its product is annotated as rap guanine nucleotide exchange factor 2-like. The transcript is spliced from 32 exons. Bases 575 to 5599 code for a protein of 1674 amino acids. Gene Ontology annotation, biological process: positive regulation of ERK1 and ERK2 cascade; small GTPase-mediated signal transduction. Lineage: Eukaryota; Metazoa; Chordata; Actinopteri; Salmoniformes; Salmonidae. Gene Ontology annotation, molecular function: guanyl-nucleotide exchange factor activity; protein binding. The record is from RefSeq and is a predicted model, not a curated record.